AUGAAUAAAGAUACAUCUUCGAUGCUGUGGCCUUUGUUGUCACGAAAAAGUCAGCCAGUUAUUUCUCCUGUUAAAAUUGAAGCAACAGGGUUUUAUAGAAAGGACUGCUGGAAUAAUUCAAGACAAAGUGGUGGAAAGACAUAUGCCAAUGUAUUAAUGUCCAUAUUUUAUAACAAUAUAAAUACGAAUGCUAAAAAUAAAAAAUUUCAUCAACUUUUCAAUAUGAUUCCUUUGGACGAAUUACUAAUUGCUGAAUUUGAUUGUGUGUUGCACCGUGGGGACUCCUUGAAUAUUGUUGGUAGUAAGCAAAAUCAUGAAUUUACUCCUACCGAAGAUACUAAAGUUAUUUCUUCAGGAGCUUUAAAUCAAAAGUCAAUAAUCAAUAGUGAUGGGAUUAUGCCAAACACUAUUUGUUUAUAUAUUGGAACGUUAUAUAUAUCUAAGGAUCAUUUAUGUUUUAAUACAAAAAAUCACCAACAUGGGUGGCUAUGUACCAGAUUACAAAUAUCCUUUCAACAGAUAGUCAAUGUUAUAUUAUGUGAAUCAUCUAUUCUUUAUUCAACUAAUGUAGGAGCUAAUAACAAUAGCAGUAGUAAUAGCAAUAUUAGCAUUACUAGUGGUAAUAAUAAAACUAACACAAGUGAUCCUAAUAUUAUAGAAAAUAUAGAUGAUAACGAUGAUAAUGAUGAAAAAUUCAUUAUUAUUGAAACGCAUUUAGGUAAGAUUCAAUUAAAUGGGUUUGAUUCUAUCAAUCAUGUAUUUAAAUUGAUUUUUACACUUUGGAAAAAUGUGAAACAAAAUAAUGAUAGCAAUGUAGUUAUGAUACCUUCGUUAUACAAUUUAAUUAUAGAAAGUAAUAAGAUUCAUGAUGAUGUAGAGAUUAUGGCUAAUGAUAUACGAAUAGAAAAUUUGAUAAAUUCAAUCGAUAUUGAAGAAGAUAAUUUAAUCUUAGAGGAAGAAGAAACAAGUGAGAAAUAUGGAACCAGUGAAGAAGAAGAGAAGGAGGAGGAGGAAGCGAAAGAGCACGUAAAAGGACUAAAAGAAACAGUACCUGUUUAUAAAUUUAAGAAAGAUAUAUCAUUAAAUUAUAAAUUUAAUGGUCCAUAUUUCAAGAAAAAUCCUAAUAUAGAAUUUGCACCACCACCAUUAAAGGAAAAUGAAUAUUUACUAAAAGAGCAAGAAUUUAAGCAACUGAGUCCUGGGAUGUUAUUUGAAUUGCUUUUCAGUGGAAAUGAAUUGGCUUUUCAAAAGAAACUCUUAGAGGCAGAUGAAUCCACUGAUGUGACACCAUACGGUCCAUACGUGGAUGGGCAUCGUUAUUAUUCAUAUGUCAAGAAACUAAAUUAUUCUAUUGGACCAAAAUCUACAAAAUGUGAAGUGGAAGAAACUAUUGUGCGGUACGACGAAGAGUGUAUCGAAUGGAUAUCUACAACAAAAACUUUAAAUGUACCGAACGGUAAUAUAUUCCAAAUUAAGACUAGGUUUUUAAUUUGGUGGAAUAAACCAGAUCCAGAAAUUGAUGUUAGUGUUGGUUGUCUCUUGAAGAUAAGUUAUUGGAUUGAAUGGAGUGGGAAAAGUUGGCUCAAAUCUGUGAUUGAAAAGUCCUGUAGGCAGGGUAUAACUGAAAAUUUUCAGAGAUUUGAUCAAUUCUUGAAGGAAUAUAUGGAACAAUAUUUAACUUUAGAUACUAUUACAAUUAGACUUUCAGAUGAUUCUUCUGAACAAACAAAACUAAAUCAGAAAAUCGAAAAGGAUAUAGCCACUAAUGAGACGGCAACGAAACCUAUAGAAUUGUCAGAAGUAGAGUAUAAUAGUUUAGCUAAUAGUAAUGGUAAAAAAGCCUUGGUACAAUUGGGUAAGAUUAGGUUUUUUGAUAUUUUCCUUACAGUGCUACUUACGGUCAAUUUAAUAGUGAUGUUAGUAAUUUUGAAAAUUGUCAAAAAUAAUAAUAGUGGCAAAAGCGAGAAUACAUUAUACGGUGGUAACAAUAGCAAAUUAGUUGAAAUGUUGGUGCACAGUGUAUAG
Messenger RNA from Arxiozyma heterogenica, 2025 nucleotides. RefSeq names its product Lam6p (gene LAM6). The record is from RefSeq and is a predicted model, not a curated record. Gene Ontology annotation, molecular function: sterol binding; sterol transfer activity. Gene Ontology annotation, biological process: intracellular sterol transport. Lineage: Eukaryota; Fungi; Ascomycota; Saccharomycetes; Saccharomycetales; Saccharomycetaceae. The coding region runs from base 1 to 2025 and encodes 674 amino acids. The transcript has a single exon. Gene Ontology annotation, cellular component: endoplasmic reticulum-plasma membrane contact site; plasma membrane; cortical endoplasmic reticulum.